Messenger RNA from Paramuricea clavata, 273 nucleotides. Lineage: Eukaryota; Metazoa; Cnidaria; Anthozoa; Malacalcyonacea; Plexauridae. The record is from the annotation of a GenBank genome assembly.
AUGGACAACGGAAAACUCAUUGGAUGUGUAUAUUUGGACCUGUCCAAGGCGUUCGACACUAUCGGUCAUGGUAUUCUCUUGGACAAGUUACCUGCGUAUGGUGUUGUAGGCCCUGAACUUGCUUGGUAUACAGAUUACCUAUUCAAUAGAACUCAGUUGGUUGAAAUGCAAAACAAUUGCUCCAGGCCAAGCACUAUUACCAUUGGAGUGCCGCAAGGAUCCAUCUUGGGUCCUUUAAUGUUUAUAGUGCUUUUCAAUGAGGGUCUAGGAUAG